UGAUUUAUAUGCAGGUACCGCACGGAUGCUUCAUGUGCUCCAGAUACGAUGAGCACAGGCAUUUUCAAACAAAUCUUACGACAAGGGGUGAUGAAUCCGUUUAGUAAUUAUUAAAUUCAAGAAGAGGAAAAUGAGAUCAAAAUCGAUCAUAUUAUGUAUUGUGGUUGUGCCGGCUGUUCCAAUGAUGCUGCUCAAGGGUGGUGUACUAGAUGAAGGCGUACGGAACAGAUGCUCAGAGGAAUGGCGACGUCUCCAAAAACCCAAACGGGCAUCUUCAACGCGCGCAAAUCGCACCGGCAACUCACACCAGGCCAGCGAGCAAAGGACCAAGACGGCCUCUGCUCAAGGCGCUGGUGGAGCGUCGCUAUUUGCACGCAGACUAGUUGACUUGACACGGAAGAGCGAGUUCGAGGCAACUUAAGAGUGUGCAGAUGGGCAACAACACGAAAAACAACAUAA
Trichoderma harzianum CBS 226.95 is the source of this 459-nucleotide messenger RNA. RefSeq lists its product as hypothetical. The transcript has a single exon. The record is from RefSeq and is a predicted model, not a curated record. Bases 131 to 421 code for a protein of 96 amino acids. Lineage: Eukaryota; Fungi; Ascomycota; Sordariomycetes; Hypocreales; Hypocreaceae.